AUGAAGAAAUCACCAUCGGUCGUCGAUCUCUCGCGGGAGCCGUCCGCAGCGGACAGGCCCCCCUCCAGCCAACCUGGCACCAUCGUCGAGCUGAACCAGACCAAACGCGGUCUCUCCUCUCGCCAUGUGCAGCUGAUGGCCAUCGGGGGCUCUAUCGGAACUGGUCUAUUUGUGGGAAUUGGCUCCUACCUCCGCGAUGCAGGACCCCUCUCCGUGUUUCUGGGAUUUCUAUUCUACGGGAUCUGCUUCAUCUGGCCGGUGAACCUCUGCGUGGGGGAGAUGUGCGCCUAUCUUCCUAUCAGAGGGUCCAUAUUCGAACUCGCCGCGCGGUACAUCGACCCUGCCUUUGGAUUUGCCAUGGGCUGGGUUUACUUCUACGGCGGCCUGAUGCUCGUCUGCACAGAAUACGCCGCCGUGGCGACGGUCAUGCAAUACUGGAACACGAGCGUCAACCCGGCGGUGUGGGUAGCCAUGGCCAUCGUGGUGUGCUUCCUGCUGAACAUCGUCGCGGUGAAAUGGUACGGGGAGACGGAAUUCAUCAUGGCGUCCACCAAGAUCCUGCUGCUGCUGGGCCUGGUGCUCCUGACCUUCAUCACGAUGGUGGGCGGCAACCCGCACCACGACGUGUACGGCUUCCGCAACUGGCAGCACGGGGUGAUGUUCGAGUACUACAGCGAGGGCGCGACCGGCCGGUUCCUGGGCUUCUUCUCGGUGGUCGUGUACGCCGGGUUUUCGGUGGCAGGGCCGGACCUGCCCGCGCUGGCGGCUGGCGAGAUCGCCAACCCGCGGCUCACGAUCCCGCGCGUCGUCAAGAUGACCUUCUACCGCAUCGUGGGCUUCUACGUGAUCGGCGUGCUGGCCGUGGGGAUUAUCUGUAACGCACGGGACCCGCGGCUGCUCAGUGCGCUGGACUCCUCGUCUGCGGUGGGCUCCGCCGCCUCGCCGUGGGUCAUCGGGAUCGAGAACCUGGGCAUCCGGGGCCUCCCGGGGUUUAUUAACCUGUUGAUUCUGCUGGCGGGCUGGUCCUGCGGCAACGCCUACCUGUACAGCAGCAGCCGCACGCUGUACUCGCUGGCGCGGCGCGGCCAGGCCCCCCGCGUCCUGUGCCGGUGCACUGCGUCCGGCGUGCCGAUCUACUGCGUCCUCGUCGUCUCGCUGCUCUCCUGCAUUACUUUUCUGGUGGCCAGCACCUCCGCCGUCACCGUGUUCUACUGGUUCGUCGACCUGACCACCUGCGCCUUCGUGCUGACCUACACCAGCAUGGUUGUGGUGUUUUUGGCGUGGUACCGCGCGCUCAAGGCGCAGGGGCUGGAUCGCAGGACUUUCCUCCCGUGGGCGUCGCCGGCGCAGCCCUACGCGGCCAUUCUGGCUGUGGUGAUUGGGUCCGUGGUCACGCUGUUCAACGGGUUCACUGUGUUCGCUCCGUUCAGUGUCCAGGGGUUCGUGACUUCGUACUUCGGGAUUGCGUUUUGGGUGGUCAUGUUUGCCGUCUGGAAGGUGUGGAAACGGACAACCUGGGUCAAGCCGGAGGAUGUCGAUCUGUUGGCGGGCAAGGCGGAGGUCGAUGCUGAGUGUCGCGUGUGGGAGGAUGGAGGCUUGGAGGAGAGGCGGAGGGAGGAGCUGGCGAGGAUGCAUUGGGUGAGGAGAGCCUGGGAGAAGAUGUGGUAG
Messenger RNA from Aspergillus aculeatus ATCC 16872, 1668 nucleotides. RefSeq names its product putative proline permease. Gene Ontology annotation, molecular function: amino acid transmembrane transporter activity. NCBI's taxonomy places the organism in Eukaryota, Fungi, Ascomycota, Eurotiomycetes, Eurotiales, Aspergillaceae. The coding region runs from base 1 to 1668 and encodes 555 amino acids. The record is from RefSeq and is a predicted model, not a curated record. Gene Ontology annotation, cellular component: membrane. The transcript is spliced from 2 exons. Gene Ontology annotation, biological process: amino acid transmembrane transport.